AAUUUUAUUUUUCUCAAGCUCUACCUACGCGGGUAUCACGUAACGACGUCAAUUAUACUUCGUUGAGACGAAUAAUAAAUGCUCGAGGCUAGUCGUUGUCAGAGGUCAUCGAUAACAUCUUUAGUCUGACCAUCUCAGCGAACUAAUCGAAGUUAUAUCGUCGAUUUGCCGUGUUCCCACUCGCCAAUUCGUGAAUUGCUCCAUUUCUCUCAUUCGAAAUAGUCUCAUUGAAGCGCACUAAAGAAUAAUUAAACACGUCGCCAUGUCGGAAACCCAAAGAAUUGCGAUCCUCUCCGUCUUUGACAAGACUGGAUUGUUGGACCUAGCUAAGGGUCUCGUGCAGCAGAAUGUGCGAAUCUUAGCGUCCGGAGGCACAGCUAAGAUGAUUCGCGAGUCUGGAUUCCCAGUCGAGGACAUCUCAGCUAUCACAAAAGCACCUGAAAUGCUCGCUGGCAGAGUCAAGACCCUUCAUCCAGCUGUCCAUGCCGGUAUCCUCGCGCGUAACCUAGCUUCUGACGAGAAAGAUCUUGCCGAGCAAAGUAUCAGCAAGGUCGACUAUGUCAUUUGCAACCUGUACCCAUUCAAGGACACAAUCUCCAAGCCCAAUGUCACUGUCCCAGAGGCUGUGGAAGAGAUCGACAUAGGAGGUGUUACACUGAUCCGUGCAGCUGCCAAGAACCACGCUCGCGUGACCAUCCUCAGCGACCCGAACGAUUACCCUGAGUUCUUAAAGGAACUCGAAAGUGGAGAGAUUAAGGAGGCAAGCCGCAACAGAUAUGCCCUCAAGGCCUUCGAGCACACGGCCGAUUACGAUGCUCACAUCUCUGGUUUCUUCCGUUCGCGAUAUGCUGGUGAGGGUCAACAAUACCUACCUCUUCGAUAUGGCGCCAAUCCCCACCAGAAGCCGGCUGCUGCAUAUGCGUCAUCUAGUAACUUGCCAUUCAAGGUUAUUAACGGAGCCCCCGGCUACAUCAACUUGCUUGAUGCUUUGAACAGCUGGCCCCUCGUGAAGGAAUUGAAGGCCACCCUUGGAAAGCCUGCGGCUGCUAGUUUCAAGCACGUCUCGCCGGCAGGUGCUGCUAUUGGUGUUCCAUUGAGUGCGGAGGAGCGCAAGGUCUACUUCGUUGACGAUAUCCAGGGCAUUGAGACUUCAGGGCUUGCUCAGGCAUAUGCUCGAGCUCGAGGAGCCGACCGAAUGAGCAGCUUCGGAGAUAUCAUUGCUCUCAGCGACGUAGUAGAUGUCCCUACCGCUAGCAUCAUCUCUAAGGAGGUCUCCGAUGGUGUUAUUGCUCCUGGAUAUGAGGAUGCGGCUUUCGAGAUCCUCAAGAAAAAGAAGGGAGGCAAAUACCUCGUCCUUCAGAUGGACCCCGAGUAUGAGCCCGACCCAACCGAAUUCAGAACUGUGUACGGUGUAACCCUCACGCAGCACCGCAACGAUGUGGUGAUCUCCCCGGCUUCUUUUACUCGUACCAUUACCCCGAAGGAUUUUGCCCUUCCGGAGUCUGCUGCCAGAGACUUAACCGUCGCUACGAUCGCCCUGAAAUACACACAGAGCAACUCGGUGUGCUAUGCCAAGGAUGGGCAAAUUAUUGGUCUUGGAGCAGGUCAACAGUCUCGUAUCCACUGCACCCGUCUAGCGGGUGACAAGGCCGACAACUGGUGGCUGCGCUUCCACCCCCGUGUUCUGGGUAUCAAGUGGAAGAAGGGCACCAAGCGACCCGACAAGAGCAAUGCCAUUGACCUACUCGUCAGUGGUGAAUUACCAAAGAGCGGACCGGAGCGAGAGCAAUUCGAGGCGGUAUUCGACGAGGUGCCCGCCGCCUUCACGGAGGAAGAGCGCAACGACUGGCUUAGCAAGCUGGGAGAAGUCGCCGUCUCUAGCGAUGCUUUCUUCCCCUUCAUCGAUAACAUCUACCGCGCGCACCGAUCUGGCGCCAAGUAUAUCGCGGCCCCUGGUGGCAGUCAAAACGACGGCGCUGUCUACGAGACGUCCGAGAAGCUCGGCAUUGUCUUCGUGGAGCAGAACAUUCGACUCUUCCACCACUAGAAAGUGGAUAUCGUGGAUCAAAAAGGGUGUGCAUUACUUAACAUAACGGACGGAAAGUCGCGGCCGGGAUAGAGAAAACUGAAAAGAUGAAGGGAAAACAGAUACUAAAUAUCCAGCUAACACAGCAGCAUAGAUACCCGCGGGGAUAUAAAAGGGGCAAGUGGGUAGGAAGGACUCUUGAUCUAGGGGCAUGACUUUUCUUGUACAAUCGAUAUUUCCGAGUUUGCUAAUGGUAAAUCGAUACAUGGUUUCAGCAAAC
Molecule: messenger RNA, 2306 nt
Organism: Annulohypoxylon truncatum
Lineage: Eukaryota; Fungi; Ascomycota; Sordariomycetes; Xylariales; Hypoxylaceae
Product: AICARFT/IMPCHase bienzyme
Exons: 3
Coding region: 263-2047 (594 amino acids)
Biological process (GO): 'de novo' IMP biosynthetic process
Cellular component (GO): cytosol
Molecular function (GO): IMP cyclohydrolase activity; phosphoribosylaminoimidazolecarboxamide formyltransferase activity
Source: RefSeq, a predicted model, not a curated record